CGGCUUAUAGGACCACCUUCAGGCUUUCGCUGGAUAUCUGACUAGAGAAUAUGGCGAGCUCUGUGCUUACUGUGGCAUGUAUCCUGCUCCUCAUGUCCACUUUUGCCGAGUGCCAGAACCUCAGCUGCUAUGAUGUUGGAGAUACCAACACUGAGUUAGGGCGGUGCAACGUGCAGCUUGGCCGGGGGGAGUGCAAAGGAAGCUGUAACAGUUUGCUGAUGAAUGCGAAUUUGCUGGAGAGAACUAUCAGACGGCUGUUGAUACUUACUGCACUGGUUCCAGUGGAACCGGAGCGGUGGUAGGAGGUAGUGCUCUGAUCUCCAUCAUAUCAGCCACUGUACUCGCUACUGUGACUGCUGCCCUCUAUUGAACUGGAGGGAGAGACAACAUGUGGCAGUAGCAUUACUUUUGUGAUGUGCAAGUCAGCAUUUCUGAUUUGGACUAGAGAUACAAUGAAUCAUCGUCAAUUUAUAUGGACACAUAGUUAUUAAUGUCUUGCAACUCUUACAGUUUAUGUUUCUGUACCAGUAACAUUUGCCUAGAUCCUUAUUAAAACACACCACUGCAGUUUUAAUCAUAAACAGU
Molecule: messenger RNA, 585 nt
Organism: Geodia barretti
Lineage: Eukaryota; Metazoa; Porifera; Demospongiae; Tetractinellida; Geodiidae
Source: the annotation of a GenBank genome assembly